AUGAGCUCUACUGGGGAUGCUUCUUCCAAGCCAGACCGUGAGGAUUCCAGAUCUUCUACCACGGAUAUUCCUAGGAAGGUGGUCAAGAAGACUAAGCAUAGGGCAUGCCUUAUGUGUAAGGUUACGUUAGCAUCUGAUUACCCUAAGCCUAAUUGCCCAGAUUGUAUUGAUAGGAUCAUUGCUGCAGAAUCUCUAUCUUUGAUUAUGCAAAUGCAGAACAUGGUUAAGAGCCAGAUAGAGUCCGCCCUGAAAUGGUUUCUACCAAUUGUUGCCCCUCCGCAGCCGGAAGUGGUCCCUUCUGUCCCUAUUGAGGUUGAGGAGGAAGAAGGUUUGAUUUCUAUCCAUUCUGAUUUAGGGGAUGACUCCCAUUCAUCGGAGGAUGACUUGUCGGGGAAACCUCUUUUUCUGACGGAGGAUUCUGAGCAUCUGAUUAAAGCUGUGAGAUCCACCAUGGGACUUGAGGAGGCUAAAGAACAAAAGUCUAUUCAGGACAUUAUGUUCGAAGGCAUCGAGGAAAAAAUACGGAGUGUUUUUCCGGUUCAUAGAACCAUCUCUCAACUGAUUAAGAAGGAGUGGGGGUCCCCAGAUAAGAAGACUUUCAUUCCUAGAGCUAUUAAAAGGAAAUAUCCUUUUUCUGAUACUAAACAUUGGGAUCGCCCUCCUAAAAUUGAUGUCGCAAUAGCCAAAAUCUCCAGGAAAUGGUCCUUGCCUUUUGAAGACUUGGGUACCUUUAAAAGACCCUAUGGACAGGAAAGCUGA
Messenger RNA from Hyla sarda, 759 nucleotides. RefSeq lists its product as uncharacterized. The transcript is spliced from 4 exons. Lineage: Eukaryota; Metazoa; Chordata; Amphibia; Anura; Hylidae. The record is from RefSeq and is a predicted model, not a curated record. The coding region runs from base 1 to 759 and encodes 252 amino acids.